AUGUUUCAAUGGCUGAAAUUUGUUGGUAUUAAAGGCUUUGGUGGAAGCCCCAAUCUGCACUAUUCUAAGAUGGACACUGAUUCUGACCCUGCAAUUGACCUUAAUUCUGAAAUUGAUCUAGAAGCCAUUACUGGCCAACUUCCUGUUGUCCAAGAGACUGCCCCAGAUGGAAAUGGUGGACAAAGUCCAGUGGAAGCAAAUGCAGUGACUAACCCAGACCAUGCUGGUGGUAGUGGACCUAGUGGUGGACAAAAUAAUCCAGUGGAAGCAAAUACUAGAAAGAGAAAGGAAGUCCACCAAAGAUCAAUUGUUUGGGACCAUUUCAAUGCUAUUAAAGAUGCUGAUGGGGUAAUCAUACAAGCUAAGUGUUCUUACUGUGCUCGUAUUUAUAACUGUCAUGCCAAAAAAAUGCCUGCUGUAAAUGUGGGUGUAGUCCCUAAUAGUGGUCCUCAAAUGUGCAAUGUUGCUAAUUGGAAAUUUGAUCAGGAAGCCAUUAGAAAGGCUGUGUCAUACAUGAUUGUGGUUGAUGAAUUGCCUCUGAAAUUUGUUGAGAAACAGGGUUUUAAAAAGUUGAUGAGUAUUGCAUGUCCUAGGUUUAAAAUUCCAUCUAGAUGGACUGUAAAUAGAGACUGCUAUGCCAUGUUUGUGGAAGAGAAGCUGAAACUGAAACAUUUUAUGAAAUUUAAUACUCAGAGAGUAAGUCUAACUAGUGAUGCAUGGACUUCUAAUCAAAGAAUUAAUUACAUGUGUGUCACUGCCCAUUUCAUAGACACUGAGUGGAAGCUUCAUAAAAAGAUAAUUUCUUUUGUACCUUGUUCUAGGCAUAAGGGUGAAUACUUGUCUAAGGCUUUAGAAACCUGUUUGCAAGAGUGGGGGCUCAAGAAUAUCUUUACUGUGACCCUUGAUAAUGCUGAAAAUAAUACUGCUGCCAUGAGUUUUUUCAUGAAAAAAAUGCUGACUUGGGGUUGUAGUCCUGCUAGAUGUAAAUUUGCUCACAUGAGAUGCAUAGCUCAUAUUCUUAAUCUGGUUGUGUCUGAUGGUCUAAAAGAAAGUGGAGCUUCUGUUCAAAAAGUUAGGGGGGUUGUUAGAUAUAUUAAAAACUCACCUCUUAGACUAAGUAAGUUUAAGGAAUGUAAAAAGACAUGUGAGUUAGAAUGUAAGCGUUCAUUAUGUCUAGAUGUCCCAACUAGAUGGAAUUCAACUUAUCUCAUGUUGAAUACUGCCUGUUUGUAUCAAAAAGUCUUUGAGGAGUAUGAAGAAACAGAGUCAAGCUUUAAAAAAGAUUUGGGUGAUAGUGUUCCUGGUUUCUUGGAUUGGGAACAUGUUAGGGAGUUAUGUGGCAUGUUAGAAUGUUUUUACAAAAUGACAUUGAGAAUUUCUGGUUCUCUUUAUGUGACUUCUAACAACCAUUUCAAUGAAAUUUCUGAUUUGUGUACAAUCUUGCAAGACUGGACAAGGUCUGAUGAUGUGUCAUUGAGGUCUAUGGGGUCUAAAAUGAAACAAAAAUUUGAUAAAUACUGGGGUGAUCCUAUUGUAAUGAACAAGUUGAUAUUCUUUGCUAACAUUUUAGAUCCUAGGGAUAGAAUUCUUUAUUUGGAGUACACAUUGACUCAUAUGUAUGGUGUUCAAGAGGGUAAAUUUCUGUUUUCUGGUCUGAUGGAUGAUUUGCUUGCAUUAUUCAAUGACUAUGAAUUACAACAUAAGAAAGAAAAGGCCAUUGGUGGUGGCCAGACUAGUGUGUCAUCUGAGCAUGUUGGUGGCUUAUCUCAAGCCAAUUCUGUGUUGAAAGAGAGGUAUCUACAAGAAAUGAAGGAGACUGGUGGUGUUGGUGGGACCAAGAAAUCUGAAUUGGAUUUGUACCUUGGAGAGGCAGUAGUUGCAAAUGAGGAGAAUUUUGACAUUCUCAGAUGGUGGAAGCUGAACUCAGAGAGGUUGCCUGUCCUCUCUAAAAUGGCUAGAGACAUUCUUGCAGUCCCAGUCUCCACAGUUGCUUCUGAGUCAGCAUUUAGCACUGGUGGAAGAGUGCUAGAUGACUUCAGGAGUAGCCUGACUCCAACACUUGUGGAAGCUCUAAUCUGCACUCAGGAUUGGCUUAAAGACCCAACUAAACCUGUUUCUGUUGAGGAGUCUUUGGAUGAAUUGGAGCAGUUUGAAGAAGGAUUGACUUGUGAAGGAAAUUUUGAAGCUGUACAGGCUUGUUUUGACCUAAAGCUGACAGAUUUAGGGUAUAUUUUUGGUGAAUAUUUUGUACACCCAUUAACUGUCGAGGAACAACUCGAGCAGGUCCAGAUUGCAGAUAAGUCACCUAUGUCUCCGACUCUAGUUUGGAUUGUAAUGGGCUCCCUCGCCAGUACUCCCUUCGUAACUCCUACCGGUAGGUUAACCGUUUUUGCUGGAGGUGGAUCACUUGUUUCUUCUUUUUCAUUUCCUGGGGGAAAGCAAAUUCAAAGUCGGGGGUCCAUUGCUCUACGUCUUUCCAUCAAUGAGUGGUGGUGGUGA
Messenger RNA from Mercurialis annua (annual mercury), 2499 nucleotides. Its product is annotated as zinc finger BED domain-containing protein RICESLEEPER 2-like. Bases 1 to 2499 code for a protein of 832 amino acids. NCBI's taxonomy places the organism in Eukaryota, Viridiplantae, Streptophyta, Magnoliopsida, Malpighiales, Euphorbiaceae. The record is from RefSeq and is a predicted model, not a curated record. Gene Ontology annotation, molecular function: DNA binding; protein dimerization activity. The transcript is spliced from 5 exons.